AUGCUAUCGUACAAAUACAAAGUCAUCUUCAAACCAGGCAAAAAUAAUAUCGCCGAUCCGCUGUCUCGAUUGGUUGUCACGGAUGAACCAGAAACAAGUUUCGAUUACGGUACUGAAGAAUAUGUGAAUCACAUUGUCGCACUCGCUGUACCAACAGCUAUCAAACUUGAAGAAAUUAUCACCGCUUCUGGAAAUGAUGAAAAGUUGCAAGAAGUAAAGAUUGGUCUCAUAGAAAACGUUUGGUCCGAGAAAACAAAGAUAUACAAAAAUUUCGAAACUGAGCUGUGUUUUGGCGGUAGCAUUUUGCUUCAUGGAAAUCGCAUCGUCAUGUCAGGAAGUCUACGACCACGUACCAUUGAAUUAGCACAUGAGGGUCACCCGGGCAUCACAGUCAUGAAACGUCGAAUUCGUACAAAAGUGUGGUGGCCAAAGAUAGAUGUUGAAGCGGAAAAGUUUGUCAAGCAAUAUUACGGCUGUACAAUGGUAUCGGCACCACAGCCACCCGAGCCAUUAAAACGAAAAGAAUUACCUUCAGAGCCAUGGAAACAUUUGGCACUCGAUUUUUUGGGCCUUUUACCGUCGGGUCACAAUUUGCUAGUAGUAGUCAAUUAUUACAGUCGUUUCUUCGAAAUCGAUAUCAUGACAAAAAUCACGGCUACUGAAACAAUCAGACGACUCCGAGUGAUUUUCGCCCGUUUCGGUAGACCGAGUACAAUCACCCUCGGCAAUGGAUCGCAACUCACCAGCUCAGAACUGCAAGCAUUUUGCACUGAACACGGCAUCUAUUUAAAUCAUUCAACACCGUAUUGGCCUCAGCAAAACGGUGAGGUCGAACGACAGAAUCGCUCGAUUCUAAAGCGCCUAAUAAUCAGCCAAAAUACACACAAAGACUGGCAUAAAGAAUUGCAAGACUAUUUGUUGAUGUAUCGAUCUACACCACAUUCAACGACGAUGAAAACACCAACUGAGUUGAUGUUUGGUAGAACAAUCAAUGAUAAGUUACCGCAAAUAGCCGAUAAUUUGCCAUUCGAGCUCGAUGAAGAGACCAGAGAUCGUGACAAAACUAAGAAACAGCAAGGAAAAGAAUAUGCUGACGAAAAGCGACGUGCAAAAGAAAACAGCAUUGCAAUCGGAGACUUGGUCUGGCUGAAAAAUUUGGUGAAAGCAAACAAACUCACGGCUACAUUCGAGCCAGUUGCAUUCAAAGUGAUAAGCCGAAGCGGUUCCGAAUUACUUAUCGAAAAUCUGGAAACCAAAAUGCAAUAUCGCCGUCACACACACCGUCUGGGAGAUUAA
Messenger RNA from Sitodiplosis mosellana (orange wheat blossom midge), 1296 nucleotides. RefSeq lists its product as uncharacterized. Lineage: Eukaryota; Metazoa; Arthropoda; Insecta; Diptera; Cecidomyiidae. Gene Ontology annotation, molecular function: nucleic acid binding. The record is from RefSeq and is a predicted model, not a curated record. Gene Ontology annotation, biological process: DNA integration. Bases 1 to 1296 code for a protein of 431 amino acids. The transcript has a single exon.